CUGCAAAUGGAGAAACGAUGCAAAGCACAAAACGACGCAUACCAAGAAAACACCUGCAAAAGAAAAACGCUGCAUAAAAAGUCACCACAACGGAAGUGCUCCAAACCUGCAGGGGGCGCUCUCAGUGUAACAGCUCAAUGGAGAGACACACCGGCUGGAGAGAGACAGGUACUCCUUAUGAGAGAGACGGAAAACGACUAUAAAUUACAGCGGGAACAAAUUAUUGUUACGGCCAAUAUGUUUUGUCCUUACUGCGGACACGAUCUGGGAACUACCGAUGUACCAAUGUCCUGUGGCUCAUGUGGCUCCAGUGUGCAUUUUUUAGCAGAAUAUGCAGACGGGUCAGCAUCAGAUGUCCUCACAGAUGACCUAAUAAGAAGAUAUUUUAAUGAGAGCUACAGCAAUGCGGAGAUUUUGGAUUUUUUAGCUUCUAAACACAAUGUGCACAUGAGCCUUCGCUCCUUGAAGAGGAAGCUGAAUAUGCUGUCUUUGUUCAGACAAAAGAACUACUCUACUCUUGCCAGUGUUUGUGGGGCCAUACAGGAGGAGUUAAAGGGUCCAGGGCAACACUAUGGCUACCGUUCAAUGUGGCAGACAUUGCGCCUAAAAUACUCGCUGACAGUUAGGAGGGAUGAUGUUAUGCGAGUUUACACUUCUGAUGGACCGAACCAUGUGUGGCAUGUGGAUGGAUACGAUAAGUUGAAACCAUACGGUUUUGGAAUCAGUGGCUGCAUAGAUGGAUACUCGCGAAAGGUGCUGUGGUUGAAAUGUGGAGCAAGCAACAAUGACCCAGUGGUCAUUGCCCAGAAUUACAUGAACUGCCUGACAGAAUAUGGAAUCAUUCCAAUGCGACUUCGUACUGACUGUGGCACUGAAAAUGGCACAAUGGCAGCAAUUCAGUGUGCCUUAAGAUCAUCUCACACUGACGACUAUGCUGGGGCUGCUAGUCAUUUGUAUGGCUCUUCAAUGGCAAACCAAAGAAUUGAAAGCUGGUGGUCUUAUUUUCGCAAACAAAGGUCUCAAUUUUGGAUGGACCUUAUGAAUGAUUUGAGAGAGCGAAAUCUCUUUAACAGCAGUCAUGAGCACACAUGCCUCCUGCGAUUUGCAUUUAUGGAUAUGCUACAACAUGACCUUGAUGAAUGCAGAAAAAAGUGGAACACUCAUACAAUAAGACCUGCUAAACAGUCUCGUUGUCCAUCUGGGAAACCAGAGGUCAUGUACAGCCUACCUCACAGGUUUGGUGGAACUGACUGUGGGUUUCCGGUUUCACUGGAGGAACUGGGGCCAUUUCAGAUUGAGGCAACACACAGUUCAUGUGGAGAUCGUCAUCUCCAGUCACACUUUGAGGAUCUACAAAGACAGAGUGGUCUAAUGCAGCCAAUGACCUGGGAGACCUGUGUGGAACUUUAUAUUAGAUUGAAGAACAUGGCUGAGUUGUAACAUCACUAAUACAGGUAAUAACUGUUGAACUUCAGACACUAAAGGUCAACCUAUCAGUUAUACAAUAAAAAAAUUAGUACAGUCCAAAACCAGGAGAGUUUUGUAUUCCAAAGUCCAUGUCCUUUUGAAACUCUUCAUAAGUUGUUGACAAUGGAAUUUCCAUGGUGUUUGCACAGGUUCUGCUGCAUGGGAAGCGAGACACCCUUUGAAACACCAACUUUGGUCUUGGCUUAAUCCCAGAUGGGGGCAGAGAACAGAGUCCUGUGGCGAACAUCAGGAUGUCAGGGAGGGAGAGUCCUGUUUGUUUAUCUUGGGAGGAAAAAAAAAAGCAUUAUUGAUCAUGUUCUUAAAAUGUGUUUUAUUAAAGUUGUUAUUCAUACAAGA
This is a messenger RNA of Boleophthalmus pectinirostris (great blue-spotted mudskipper), 1824 nucleotides long. RefSeq lists its product as uncharacterized. The record is from RefSeq and is a predicted model, not a curated record. Bases 7 to 1440 code for a protein of 477 amino acids. NCBI's taxonomy places the organism in Eukaryota, Metazoa, Chordata, Actinopteri, Gobiiformes, Gobiidae. The transcript is spliced from 6 exons.